GCUCCGCCCCCUCCACGCGCGCGCACGCACCUCCCCCUCUUGUCCGUGGCUGUUGGCGAUAAUCCGCCUCUCUGUCUCCGCAGUCAUCAUGGCGGAAAUCAAAACGGGAAUAUUUGCAAAAAACGUGCAGAAGCGUCUGAACCGAGCGCAGGAGAAGGUGCUGCAGAAGCUGGGAAAAGCAGAUGAGACCAAGGAUGAGCAGUUUGAACAAGUUGUCAUUAACUUUAGACGACAAGAGUCUGAAGGCUCUCGACUGCAGAGGGAAAUGAAGACCUACAUCUCUGCCAUUAAAGGGAUGCAGCAAGCCUCCAUCAACCUCACGCAGUCCUUACAUGAAGUUUAUGAACCAGAUUGGCACGGGAAAGAAGACAUCAUUACGAUUGGAAAGGACUGCGAUGCCUUGUGGGAAGAUUUCCACAACAAAGUGGUGGACUCCACACUUCUGAAUCUAGAUGAAUACCUGCAAAGGUUUCCAGACCUAAAGGCUCGUGUGGCCAAAAGAAGUCGGAAGCUCAUCGACUAUGAUAGUGCUCGACAUCACGUUGAAACUCUCCAGGUGUCUGGGAUGAAGAACGACCGCAAGAUGAUUAAGGCAGAGGAAGAGUUGAAAAAGGCUCAGAAAGUGUUUGAUGAGCUGAAUGUUGGUCUGCAGGAUGAACUACCGACUCUGUGGGGCAGCCGAGUGGGUUUUUACAUCGGCACCUACAAAAGUGUGACAAGCUUGGAGACAAAGUUUCAUCGUGAGAUAUCUCUGGUGAGUUUAAAAAAAAGAAACACUUGAUGUCACAACUAGAAAUC
Messenger RNA from Betta splendens (Siamese fighting fish), 798 nucleotides. RefSeq names its product amphiphysin-like. Gene Ontology annotation, molecular function: protein binding; phospholipid binding. Lineage: Eukaryota; Metazoa; Chordata; Actinopteri; Anabantiformes; Osphronemidae. Gene Ontology annotation, biological process: synaptic vesicle endocytosis. The record is from RefSeq and is a predicted model, not a curated record. The transcript is spliced from 8 exons. The coding region runs from base 89 to 781 and encodes 230 amino acids. Gene Ontology annotation, cellular component: plasma membrane; cytoplasm; synaptic vesicle.